UAGAUCCCAAACUACAACUACAAUCUUCAUUUCAAACUACAACUUCUCAACAAAAAUCAAAUCAAUAUUCAAAUUCAAUUUUACCUGUUAUAAAUAUAUAUAUGUAUUCAAAGAAAAUGGUCGAUUUAAACUGUAAAUCAAAUAUCGUAUCACCUGCUACAGAUAACAUGCCAAACAGAUCACCAAGGCCUCCUACAAGUAAUUCUAACAAACCAUCGACGACUAAUGUUUCCGUAGUUUCACCAUCGCCCGCGCCUGAAUCCGACUGCUCUGCAUACGAGAAUUACAUACGCCUUCCCGAGAUGACCGAGUUAUGGAACAGAAACGAGUUUCUAGACUGGAAAAAUGAAGUUGUGUUAAAACCGGCUUUACACGCGCUAGAGUUCACCUUUCGGUUUGUUUCAGUUGUCUUAUCUGAUCCAAGACCGUAUACGAAUCAGAAGGAAUGGAAACGAAGGCUCGAGUCGUUGGCCACAACCCAAAUCGAGCUUAUUUCGAUGUUCUGUGAAGAUGAUAAUGAGAUUGAAAAAGUUCCUCUUGUUGAUAUAGGCCAAAACGGCGGCGUUUUGACACGGGAAGGAAGUUCCGCUGAAAUAUGGAAGCUGAGCGAACGUGAAGAAACGAAUGUUUUAGUCACGCAAAUUAGCGAGGAGAGCUUACUGCCUCGGCUUGCCACGUGGAGGAAAUCCGAAGAUGUAGCGGACAAGAUUAUGUACACCAUCGAAUGCCACAUGAGACGAUGUCCGUACACAUUAGGACUAGGCGAACCGAAUUUAAACGGUAAGCCUAGCCUUAAUUUCGACGCCGUUUGCAAGCCAGCCGAGCUUCAUUCCCUUACAAAAACGCCACCCGAUCAUGCUAACGUCAACAAUUACGAGAACAAGACACUUUUCGCGACGCACCAGAUCCUUGAGUCAUGGAUUCGUGUCGGGCACGAGCUUCUUAAACGAGUCGAGCUGGAGAUCGAUUCAAAUCAGUUUGAGAAAGCUUCAAAUGAUAUUUACAUUAUGGAAAAGAUAUGGAAGCUGUUAACAGAAAUACAAGAUCUGCAUCUACUAAUGGACCCUGAUGAUUUCUUGAAGCUGAAACACCAGCUGGAUAUCAAAACGACAUCCGCAUCGGAACCGUUAUGUUUUAGAUCAAUAGCGUUGGUCGAAAUUACAAAACGAUCCAAAAAUUUAAGACAUAAGGUGCCGUACAUUUUGGAUGUGGAAGUGGAUCCAAUGGGCGGGCCACGGGUUCAAGAAGCCGCAAUGAAGCUAUAUAACAAAAAACACGAUGUUGCCAAAAUACAUUUGUUACAAGGAUUGCAAGCGGUAGAAGGAGCGGUGAAGAAAUUCUAUUAUUCGUAUAAACAGUUGUUGGUGAUGGUUAUGGGAAGUGUGGAGGCCAAAGGCGGGUUGGGUGUUGUCAAUGUUGACUCGAACGAUUCGUUGGCUCCGAUCUUUCUGGAACCGACUUAUUUUCCGAGUUUGGAUGGUGCCAAGACGUUUCUGGGUGAUUAUUGGAAAAAUAGAGGAAAAGGUUCCAUGUAGACAGGUUGUUGACGGGUUUGACUCGGUGCAGUGAGUUGAGACUCGUUCGUGUUUUACAGACAGGAUUAGUUUGGCGGAAUUUUGAAAAGAAUUGGAAAGUCAAAGUAACGGUAGGAAGAUAAUUGGUGGAUAAGGUCAAAGUUGAUGUUUGUUGUAUACUGUACUAAAAUUCUUCAUGUGUUCCAUUCAAAAUUCGAUAUAUAUAUUCUGAUUUAUUUAUAGAAA
Messenger RNA from Erigeron canadensis, 1760 nucleotides. RefSeq names its product nematode resistance protein-like HSPRO2. The coding region runs from base 102 to 1535 and encodes 477 amino acids. Gene Ontology annotation, biological process: defense response. The record is from RefSeq and is a predicted model, not a curated record. NCBI's taxonomy places the organism in Eukaryota, Viridiplantae, Streptophyta, Magnoliopsida, Asterales, Asteraceae. The transcript has a single exon. Gene Ontology annotation, molecular function: metal ion binding; heme binding.